AUGACCAGCUCCCAGCCAAACACUGCAACUUCUGCAUCGCAAUCAGCAUCCGCGUUAUCGUCCCGCCCUCCAGUGACCCUUGGCCAGACCACCCAUCUCGACCCAGGCGCCUACGUCCGGGGCACGCAUGCCAUCACAGUCGGUGAAUAUGACCUAGUACAUCCCAGGGCUCAACUGGUCGCUGUCCAUGGACCUUUAUCGAUCGGCGAUAGAUGUAUCAUCUCUGAGAAAUGCAUUAUUGGUGGCCCCGUUCGAAGCACAAGUGGUAUGUCCUCUGAUCCGGCUUCGAAAACGCCCAGUGCUCCAGGGAGCGGAAGUAAUCAGCCUAGUCCGUUGAUUAAUCAGGGUGGUGCUGAUGAUGCCGAUGAUGAGGAGCGUGACCCCAUGAAAACUGUGAUCCAUGAUUUUGUCUAUGUCCAUCCAAGUUCGCACGUCCAGGCUGGCGCAACGAUCAGGGAAGGUGUCUUGAUUGAAUCCAACGUGACUGUCCUUGCGAACGUCACUGUCGGUGCACAUGCGAAGAUCUGUGCGGGCGUGACCGUGGAUCGAAAUGUGGAGGAUUGGACUGUUGUGUAUGGAAAUGGCAACAUGAAACGACCGAGGAAGAGAAGGUCUGCUGAAGAAGAUCAGACUGAGCUGGUGGAGAUGCUGAGGCUCAAGGCCAUGGACAAAGAACGCGAAGGGACAGUGACUCUUUUGAGGGCGGCGGCUCGGACGGCGAAUUUGGCCAAGAAGAAAUGA
Molecule: messenger RNA, 741 nt
Organism: Fonsecaea multimorphosa CBS 102226
Lineage: Eukaryota; Fungi; Ascomycota; Eurotiomycetes; Chaetothyriales; Herpotrichiellaceae
Exons: 1
Coding region: 1-741 (246 amino acids)
Source: RefSeq, a predicted model, not a curated record